Messenger RNA from Bubalus bubalis (water buffalo), 5243 nucleotides. Its product is annotated as KIAA1958 ortholog. Lineage: Eukaryota; Metazoa; Chordata; Mammalia; Artiodactyla; Bovidae. Bases 168 to 2381 code for a protein of 737 amino acids. The transcript has 3 exons. The record is from RefSeq and is a predicted model, not a curated record.
GGAGGUGGGCAGGAGGGCGGGAAGGGGAGAGAAAAGAUCUGCUCUCUUAGUUUCCAAGUCUCGAGGAGGUUACGGGAGAAAGAGGGAGAGAGGUGUUUUCGGAGCUCUGCCCGACUUGUUUCCCUCACUCGAGGCUCGCCGAGGAAAGACAUUGCUGAUCCUGUAACAUGGAGGAUUGCCUUCAUACCUCAUCUGAGAAUCUAUCCAAAUUGGUCAGCUGGGCCCACAGCCAUGGGACCAUUUGCAGCCUCAUUCCAAACCUGAAACAUUUACUUUCAGAAGGUUCCCAUGGGAACCUGACAGCGAUGUGGGGCUGUAGUGCAGGCCACGCUUACCACUGGCCACUGACAGCUACUUGCAGAGCUGGCUCCCAAGAAAGGGUCUGUUUCCAGGAUAACAGAAGUUUUAACUCUGAUAGUCCAAGUAUAAUUGGUGUGCCCUCUGAGACUCAAACUAGCCCCGUUGAAAGGUACCCUGGGAGACCAGUGAAAACGAAGCUAGACUGUAAUCGGACCAGAGACUCUUGUGACUUCUCUUAUUGCAGUGAGCCCUCUGAACUGGAUGAAGCUGUUGAAGAGUAUGAAGAUGAAAACACUCUGUUUGACAUGGUUUGUGAGUCUUCUGUUACAGAUGAAGACAGUGACUUUGAACCCCAACCACAGAGGCCUCAAAGUAUUGUGCGAAAAAGGCCUGGAAUAGUCCCAUCUUCUCUUCAUUCGAGCUCCCAGACUCAAAUGAUUGAUGAAUGCAGCAGUGAUGUCAUCAUUAAGAAGAUCAAACAAGAGAUUCCUGAAGAUUACUAUAUUGUGGCGAAUGCAGAGCUGACUGGAGGGGUAGAUGGACCAGCCCUGUCAUUGACACAGAUGGCAAAACCUAAGUCUCAGACUCAUGCUGGUCCCUCCUUAGGGUCUGCUAAGCUGAUUUCCCACGUAACAUCCGCCAUCAGCACAGAGCUAGACCCACAUGGUGUGUCCGCAUCCCCCUCUGUGAUGUCUAGACCAGUAGUCCAGAAGACCACCAGGGUAUCUCUGGCUUCACCUAACAGAGGACCCCCUGGUUCCCAUGGCACCAGCCAGCACGUGGCCAUGCAGAUGCCCGUGAGCACAUCCCAUCCUAACAAACAGAUCAGCAUCCCUUUGUCUGCCCUGCAGCUGCCAGGACAGGAUGAACAAGUUGCUUCCGAAGAGUUCCUGUCCCAUCUGCCCAGCCAGGUCUCCUCCUGUGAGGUGGCCCUUUCUCCCUCAGUUAACACAGAGCCAGAAGUGAGCUCCAGUCAGCAGCAGCCCCCAGCCGCUCCAACCAUAACCACCGAGGCCACGGCACAGUGCAUACCAGACCAGGAUGAAAGAGCAGCUGAGCUCAGCAGGGAGCAGAACGAGAAAACCAUCCGGAGCACGCAGACUGCGCUCCGCAAUUUCCGGGAGUUCCUCAUCUCCAAGUAUCCUUCUGAAACAAGAGAGAUCUAUGUCAUCCCUUGCAAGGAAUUGGAUGCCUACCUGGCCUCUUUCUUUGUGGAUGCCAGGCAGAAGGAUGGAUCCGAGUAUGAACCCAACAGCUUGGCCAAUUACCAGUGUGGACUUGAACGGUACCUAAAAGAACACAGGUAUGGCUACAGUAUCACCAGGGAUAAGGAAUUCAAGCGCUCCCAAGAGGCACUCAAACAGAAGCAGAUUGAACUCCGCUGCAAAGGAAAAGGAAAUAAGCCACACAAGUCCAUGAAGCUCACCUUUGCUGAUGAGCUCAUUCUGCGAAAGAGAGGGCUGCUAAGUCGCUAUAACCCUGAGGGCCUGCUCAACCUCGUCUGGCUCAACAACACAAAAGCUUUUGGGCACUGCACAGGCUUUCACGGGUCUACCUUGAAGUGGGGUGACAUUCGGCUCCGGGUAACAGAAACGGGACUGGAGUACUUGGAGUGGAUGGGUCAAGACACUGGUGACCUAAAUGCCAAAACCAAGAGAGGGGGCACAGACUCCCGUGUGUAUGCCACCCAGCACGCACCACAGACCUGCCCCGUACAGGACUAUAAGGAGUAUGCCCAGCGGCGGCCUCCUGCCAUGCGCUAUGAGGAUGCCCCUUUCUACUUGUCCAUCAAGCCAGUCGUGAACUUGGCGGCUCUGCAUUGGUACAACUGCCAGGCCCUCGGCAAGAACAAGCUGGCCAAGAUGGUGAAGACCAUGUGUGAGAAGGGGAACAUCCCGGGCAGGAAGACCAACUUCAGUGUGUAUCAGAGCUGCAGCACCUUGUCCGAGGCCCAGAGCAACCAGCUGGUGCUUAUCUGUAACAAUCUGAGCCAGCAGGCCGCCCAGUCAGUGGCUGGGCACUCCAACAGUGGCAAUUUCAUCGUCUCUGCCUCCUAUGACUCGUCCUCAGACACGGCUUGACCAGGUGGCUUGAGCAAGAUCCCAGUCUGGUUAUUGUGUCCAGAGAAACUGUGAUUAAGCACUGGUUCUUGUUCCCUUUCCUCUGCCCUCAGUAUUAACUUUAUACAAAUAUAAAUAUAUAAUAUAUUUUUCUUUUUACAAAUAAGUCAAUGGAGAUAGUUUAGUAUUACUGACAUAGUAUUUAUAGGCUUAAAACAAAUGUACUUGUGGUGAUGAAAUGUAAUUACUGUUACAGACUCUACAAAACCAUAUUCUCAGGCAACACAAACUAGAGGAAGAAUUGCGUUUUUGGAGUUUUUUUAAACUGUCAAAAAGGAAACUGGGAGUCAGCCUAGAUACUUGUGUCCUCAACUCUUGCUUUUCCUUCCCACCCCCCCCUCAUUUUUAGUCUGUUUAAUAAAUGGCAGUAUCUUUUUAAUUUUUAAAAUUCUCCAUUAAUCAGGAGGAGACAACACUAACUUUCCUGCUUACACAGAACUGUCAGGUCCAGGAUAUGAAAAUGUUGAUAUAAACUGGACAGAUUUUUAUAUGCUUUUUUUUUUAAGAAUAGUUAGAUUUUAACUUCUCUGCCUCAUUUUUUGCAAUUUAUGAAAAUCUAGAUGUUUAGCUAACUUGUUGUGGGGGCAAAGAGGGUUAGAAGGUGGGAAUAAAGGUGCCAUUCUUUUUAGAAGCUAUAUAAUUUUUAAUAUGCAAAGUCCAAUAUUAUGGCAUAAAAAGACUGUUACUAGCUCAUUUUUAUUGUUCUUGAACCUGAAUAGAAUUUUUUAGUUGUUUUCUAAGAAAUCAAUGCAAAUGAAGUUUUAUUAUCAGAUUUACAAGAAAUUUAAAAAACUACCAAAGCUUUGAAAUGUUCCCAAGCAUUAGAUUGUGUAUCAAACAUAAAGAGAGAGUAGAAAAUGGAAAAGUCUUACUGAAAAUCGAGAAACACUAGUCAGAACCACAAAAAACUUAUACUUUUCGAAGCCCAAAUCCCCUGACUUGUUUAUUAGGACUGAAUUUCAGUCUGUUUUCCCAAGGGGAUUGCUUGACUCUGUAGUUGCGAUCAAAGGAAUAUUGACACUCACUUUAGGUAACAUUUUGUUAUCAGAUUUAGUUGAAUUCAAAGCACUCUUGAACAUGUGCUGUUUCUGCUACAGUAAAUAUAAAUGCAUUUAUGUGUGAUAAUCCUGCAAUCAUAAUAAUUAUAAUUUUGAUUAAGCAACCCUUCGUGGUGGUUUUUCCAAGGUCUUUAUUUUUAAGCCUGUGGUGAAUUACUACUUGAGAUACUUUAAUAAUAAUAAAAGAGUUUAGAUGAGCAAGGUUUCUAUCCUGUAUAAUCAUUAACACAUUAAAAAAAAGUCCCAGUCUUAAUUGUUUUGUUGGAUCUGGGCUUCCUGUUGGCAAGUAUUUGUUCUUCAAAGCAUCCUCGUAAUUCACAUUAGCUAGGAAGGUAGGUGGCAUUUUAUGUUUUAAUUAUACGACCAGGACACAUUUUGUUUUGAUUUGCUUUGCUGAGUCAUCCUGUUAGCUGAGCUUUCCCAUGACCAGGCAGCUCUUCCCAACACUAAGUCAUAAACACAUAAACCCAUUUCUCUAAAUUGUGACCUUUCCUUGGCUUAGGAGUGGGAAGUCUGCCGUGGCCUUUAUGUUAAGCAAUCAACUUCAUUUCAUGACUUUUCUGUCAUAGAGAAGCAGCCAAAAACAAGACCAGAAGAUACCUUUCUUUAAUUUUUUAUAUUAGUAAUGAUGAUAGCCACUAGUUUUGAGCCACUCUCUGUGCCAGCAGUGUGUGUGCUGAGUGAUGUACAUGCUCUCCUUAUAUAAGUAGAACUAAUUUAUGAAAAUUAGAAAACCCAGAUAAGCAUACAGAAAACAAAAUAUAUACUCAUAAAUCUGCUAGCCAAAAAUAACCACUGUUAAUAUUGUGUUGGCCAGAAGGUUCAUUCGAGUUUUCCCAUAACAUCAUAUAGAAAACCCAAACAAACUUUUUGGCCAACCCAAUAUUUUGGUAACUAUAUAUUUAGAUUUCAGUACAUACAUAUUUAUUUCUGUAUACGUAAUCUUUAAUCCUUUCCACAACUUUGAAAAGAAGGUUAAUUAUCUCCAUUUUACGUUGAGAUCAAUCCAUGACAGGUUAUAUGCUAGGGGAUGGUACUGUCGUCUGACUCCAGAGUUUUUUCUGUUUACCUGAGUUCCAGCCUGUAAUUAGUUUCCAGUGAUUUGAGCCGGAGAUGGGGACACGAUGUCUUCCCAUCUGUCAAGUCUGUCUGAUUAAAAGGAAGACUGAGUGGUCUUUCAUGAUGGCACGCUGUGCUCUAGUCCCCCCUCUUCUGCUUAUUUUGAACCACAGAGCCUCAUUCUCCCUGUUCUCUUGAAAAACAUUCCUCUUCUUAUUCUGUAGUGGGCUCAGAGAUGCGCAUGACAGCCUACUGCGGAAGAACUCUUUUUAAAAAAAUUUUUCUUUUUUAACAUAGGUUACCUCUCAUAAAAAAGAUGUACAUUGUGCAUUUUGUUUUUGCAUUGACAUACUUUUAAAAAUUCUGAAUUUGUUAUUUGACAGCAAAGUAGGUUUGUCAUGGGGAAGGUUCAUCAGUAUGCUCUUAGAAAGCAGAACUAGGAAAUUUCGAAUUUCUAUUUGUGUAUAUUGAGGUACGAAAGUGAAAAGCUCCUGUUUAAUCCUCUAGCAUUUUCAUUUGGAAGAAUGCAGAUUGUGAAUUAUAUUUUACUUAUUUAUAUUUUGCUUUGGUAACUUAAACCAAAUAGGAACGUUGUGACAUUUAGAUUUAGAAAACUGUCUUCCGAAGAGUGACUUGGUAGAAUUUUCACUGAAUUAUAUUAUCUCUUUGAGAUAAUUAAAUUAUGAAAAAUUAUUGGCAGCUACCU